This is a messenger RNA of Manduca sexta (tobacco hornworm), 2849 nucleotides long. It is a transcript of the gene l(2)37Cb, whose product is annotated as probable pre-mRNA-splicing factor ATP-dependent RNA helicase mog-4. The coding region runs from base 173 to 2833 and encodes 886 amino acids. The record is from RefSeq and is a predicted model, not a curated record. The transcript has 5 exons. Lineage: Eukaryota; Metazoa; Arthropoda; Insecta; Lepidoptera; Sphingidae. Gene Ontology annotation, molecular function: ATP binding; RNA binding. Gene Ontology annotation, cellular component: intracellular anatomical structure; catalytic step 2 spliceosome.
UCAUAUGUCAAAUGUCAAUUCUGGAUUCAUAUAGCUUAGCUUCUUUAUUUGUGUUUUAACUUGUAUUUUCACAUGAUAUAUGAAGUACAUACAAUUACAAUUAUAAUAUUUAUUUAUAUUUAGUAAUACAAUCUACGUUAAUGUUUAAAUUUUGAUCAGGUAGGGAGUAAGUAUGGACAAAUCAAGCAAACGACGUUAUUCUUCAUCAAGUUCCGAUAGCGCUGAAGAAAGUCGGAAAAAUGAUCUAAAAGAAAGGGAUGAAUUUGCCAAACGAUUGAAAAAACGAGAUGAAGAAAAGGUAAAGAAAGUAACAGAGGCGACUAGUAAAAGAUCAUACGAAGAAGCUGCAAAGCGGCUCAAAUUAGAAGCCGAGGAUAGAGAUAAAAUCUUACCAAAACUUCGAGUGCAAUCGCGACGUAAAUAUUUGGAAAAAAGAAAGGACGAUAAAGUUGUAGAAUUAGAAGCCGAUAUAGCUGAUGAUGAAUAUUUAUUUGACGAAAGCAUCUUAACAAAAAGAGAAAGACAAGAGAGGGAACAUAAAAAAGUUCUAUUAAAAUUAGCAAAAGAACAUGAGAAAGCGAGAGAAUUAGAAAAUGUUCAAAGGUAUCAUAUGCCACAAGACUUGGGGAAAGGCGAAAAAGGUGAAUACAUUGAAGUUGAUGAAAAUGAAAAGUUGCCACAUUCAGAACAACAAAAAUGGGAACAAGAACAAAUCAAAUCAGCAUUCUUUAAGUUUGGUGCAAAAGAUGCAAAAGCCAAAGAUGAGUAUGAACUAUUACUUGAUGAACAAAUUGAUUUUAUACAAGCUCUUAAAAUGGAGGGUGAUGAUGAUAAGACAGAAAAAGAGGAAAAAACCGAAUAUCAGAAAAUGCGAAUGACAAUAGAAGAAACGAAAAAGUCACUCCCCAUAUAUAGCUUUAAAGAGUCUUUGAUAGAGGCAAUAAAAAAGUAUCAAAUAUUGAUAGUGGAGGGUGAAACAGGUUCAGGAAAAACUACACAAAUACCACAAUAUCUACUUGAAGCAGGUUUUACCAAAGAUAGUAAAAAGAUUGGUUGCACACAGCCAAGAAGAGUAGCUGCAAUGUCUGUAGCAGCCAGAGUCGCCCAAGAAAUGAAUGUGAAAUUAGGUAAUGAAGUUGGAUACAGUAUAAGAUUUGAAGAUUGCACUUCAGACAGAACAGUAAUAAAAUACAUGACUGAUGGCACACUUCAUAGAGAAUUUCUAUCAGAACCAGAUUUAGCAUCAUACAGUGUAAUGAUUAUUGAUGAAGCUCAUGAAAGAACUCUCCAUACUGAUAUUUUAUUUGGUCUUGUCAAAGACAUAACUAGAUUUAGGCCAGAUUUAAAACUACUAAUUUCUAGUGCAACAUUAGAUGCUGAAAAAUUCUCAAAUUUCUUUGAUGAUGCACCUAUUUUUAGAAUACCAGGCAGAAGAUUUCCUGUGGAUAUCUAUUAUACAAAAGCUCCAGAAGCUGACUAUGUUGAUGCGAGUGUUGUUUCUGUUUUGCAAAUCCAUGCCACCCAGCCACUAGGUGAUAUUUUAGUCUUUCUCACAGGGCAAGAAGAAAUUGAAACUUGUGUAGAAAUGUUACAAGAGAGGACAAAGAGAAUAGGAAAAAAAUUAAAAGAGCUUUUAAUAUUACCUGUAUAUGCCAAUUUACCUAGUGAUAUGCAAGCCAAAAUAUUUGAACCAACACCUGAAGGUGCACGAAAAGUUGUACUAGCCACAAACAUUGCAGAAACAUCACUUACAAUUGACAAUAUCAUUUAUGUUAUUGAUCCAGGGUUUGCGAAGCAAAAUAACUUUAAUUCAAAAACAGGUAUGGAGAGUUUGAUGGUUGUCCCAAUAUCAAAAGCGUCUGCUAAUCAAAGGGCAGGAAGAGCGGGGCGGGUCGCCCCAGGAAAAUGUUUCCGAUUGUACACAGCUUGGGCAUAUAAAUAUGAGUUAGAAGAUAAUACUAUUCCAGAAAUUCAAAGAAUCAAUUUAGGAAAUGCUGUUCUUACGUUAAAAGCUUUGGGAAUUAAUGACCUGAUUCACUUCGAUUUCUUGGAUCCCCCUCCACAUGAAACACUUGUAUUGGCAUUAGAACAGUUAUAUGCCCUUGGAGCCCUCAAUCAUCAUGGAGAAUUAACUAAAGCUGGCAGAAGAAUGGCAGAAUUUCCAACAGAUCCAAUGCUUGCUAAAAUGUUGCUGGCUAGUGAAAAGUAUAAAUGUUCAGAAGAAAUAGUGACAAUUGCAGCAAUGUUGUCUGUUAACAGUUCAGUUUUCUAUAGACCUAAAGAUAAAAUAAUUCAUGCAGACACAGCAAGGAAAAAUUUCUUUCAUCAUAAAGGAGACCAUUUAACAUUAAUGAAUGUUUAUAAUCAGUGGGUAGCAUCAGAUUAUUCAGUACAAUGGUGUUAUGAAAAUUUUGUGCAAUACAGAUCAAUGAAGAGGGCCCGAGAUGUACGAGAGCAAUUAGUAGGUCUAAUGGAAAGAGUAGAAAUAGAAAUGAUGUCAAGUGUGGCUGAUGAUACGAACAUUCGUAAAGCCAUCACUGCUGGUUACUUCUACCACAUUGCAAAAUUUUCGAAAGGUGGUCAUUAUAAAACUGUAAAACAUAAUCAGACAGUUAUGAUUCAUCCUAACAGUGCACUAUUUGAAGAAUUACCUCGCUGGGUUAUAUACCAUGAACUCGUUUUUACAUCUAAAGAAUUCAUGAGACAAGUCACAGAAAUUGAAAGCAAGUGGCUUCUGGAAGUUGCGCCGCACUACUACAAAUCUAAAGAAUUAGAGGAUUCAACAAAUAAAAAGAUGCCAAAAACUGUUGGCAAAUCUUCAGGCACCCAAUAAAAAACAUUAAACUCUA